This is a messenger RNA of Stegostoma tigrinum, 1515 nucleotides long. RefSeq names its product ciliary microtubule inner protein 2B (gene cimip2b). The record is from RefSeq and is a predicted model, not a curated record. The transcript has 6 exons. Bases 177 to 1109 code for a protein of 310 amino acids. Lineage: Eukaryota; Metazoa; Chordata; Chondrichthyes; Orectolobiformes; Stegostomatidae.
GGUGCCCGUGCCUACGAAGCUAUCCUGCUCCUCAGGCACCCCCCAACCCAAGCCACAGUGAGACCGGCCCCAAGGGGCUCCCGGAGCCAGCAGUGACAGGCUCCCGCGGGGGGGAGACGGAGCUCCCGGACACUCGGUAAAGGAGAGCGCUGCACAGACCCGCUGCUUCCGGCCGGAUGGCAACCGUAUACCCUCCAAAACGAAGCCCCCAGUUGAUGACUCCGGAUCCUCACUAUAUCCCGGGAUAUGCUGGUUAUUGUCCUCAGUAUAAAUACAGUGUUGGACAAUGCUACAGCAAGCUGACCUCUAAACUGCUCACAGAUCCUGCAAUAGCACACUCUCGACAAUUACUCCUUCAGCCAAAUCAGAAUCAAGAAAUUAACAAUGACGUGGGUGCUGAACAACAUCAAGGUCUACCUCAGAGUCACAAGGUGAUCAGGAAAGUCGAAAAACUGAGUGACUUAAUGGUUCCUGGAUACACUGGCUUUGUUCCCAGAAAAAAAAUCUAUUUUUCAAAAACCUACAGAGAAACCUGUGCUGAUGCUAUUGCAGAUUUUGAGAGAGAACAACUUAAGAUUGCUGCGAAAAAACAGGAGAUGGAAUUAAUAAACGCAUUACAGACUGGGACAACUAGAGCGCAGUCUGAGCAAGAGAAGAAACUUUUAACAGUCAAUUACAGGACACCUUUUAAAGCAAUUGCUACCAAUCCUUUUCCUUGGAAAUCUGCUAAUUCUUACAAAGCACUGCCCUCUCCAUACUUCAUGCAAAAUAAAGACCCAAAUAAACAUUUUAUUUCAGGAUACAAAGGGCAUGUACCCCGAGCUCGAUUUCUGCUUGGAACCAGCUAUCCUGCCCUGACUAAUUGUGCGUUGAUUGAAUUUGACCAAAUGCUUAAUAAGACAAAAUCUGCAUCAAUUCCAAGUGAGAACUCUGUAAAAGAGGAUGAAACUCUACCCAGGAUUACUCAUGUUUAUCCUUCAGAAAUGGGAAUGAUGCCUCAAUAUACAGGCCAUAUACCAGGAUACAAAUAUCAGUUUGGCCACACUUUUGGACAACUUACACACAAUGCGCGAGGAAUGAGCACCAUCCAGAAACAAGUCAUGGAUUGAAAACCUAAUGGAGCAGAUUAAUAUCAUACCAAUGAUCAAUAUUGUUUAAAGGAUAAUCAACAUUUAGAGAACAAAGCCAAUUGUAUUCAUUUGACUUGUACCAAAAGACCACUUAUUUCUUGCAAAGGUGAUAGUGAUUCACUGGCAGUAAUUCUGAAGUGAUUUUAAGCAUUUACAAGAUUCAAAAGAAUUCUUAAGAAACAUUCUUUCUACUUUGGACAUGACUUCAUGCAGAUAAUUCUGGUAUGUUAAUCAUAUUGUGAAUUGAUUGUUCAGUGUUGUAUGCAUAAAGAAAUAAGUCUCACUUGAAGGCGUUUUGGAUAGUUUUCCCUAAAAUUUGGGCUGCAGCAACCUUAACAUUCUCAGGUUUACAUUUACGUAAGAUAUACAACAUAGAAACUGACCA